GCUGUAAUGGGUCACGCGCGUCCGAUGCGCAUCUGUCGCGCGGCUGCUGUGACUGAAGCUCGAGCUCAAUGCAACGAGUCAUGGACUACACGGCGCAUUAAAGGACAUACUUCAAGAACCGGACAGGCCUCAACUCAACAGGCCCCCAUCAGCUGUCUUUCGUACUGAAUUCAGUUCCUGUCUAUGCCGGGGAUGAAUGCACCAAUGAGGAGCCUGACCGGUAUGCCUGAUCGCAUGUUAUGUGCAGUGCUGGAGCAAUUUCAGCUUUACUUUUCCCGUUGAUCCACUCUCUCUAUAGCACAGCGAGCCCAAGCAUGCUGAAGAGGAAGCAGAGCUCGCGGGUCGAGGCCCAGCCUAUGACUGACUUUGGGCCAGACGAAACACUGACAGACAGUGCUGACAUUCUUUGGAUCAAUAAACCAUGGGUUCACUCUCUCCUGCGGGCCUGUGCCAUAAUCAGUGUUAUUUCGGUUUGUAUGAAUACACCUAAGACCUUUGAGCACUACCCUCCCCUACAGUAUGUCACCUUCGCCCUGGACACACUGCUGAUGUUCCUGUACACCGCAGAGAUGAUCGCCAAAAUGCAUAUCAGGGGCAUCAUCAAGGGAGAAAACUCCUAUGUUAAAGACCGCUGGUGCAUGUUUGAUGGCUUCAUGGUGGUCUUCCUCUGGGUCUCUCUUGUGCUUCAGGUGUUUGAAAUAGCGGAGCUCGUGGACCAAAUGUCACCCUGGGGAAUGUUACGCAUACCGAGGGCCCUUAUUAUGAUCCGAGUCUUCCGAAUCUAUUUCCGAUUUGAAUUGCCACGUAGCCGGAUAACCAACAUUCUCAAGCGCUCAGGGGAGCAGAUCUGGAGUGUGACCAUAUUUUUGCUAUUCUUCCUUCUUCUUUAUGGAAUCCUGGGGGUUCAGAUGUUUGGCACAUUCAAUCAUCAUUGCGUCACCAAUGAAACAGAAAAAGAGAAAGUGACAUGGAACAGCCUAGCAAUCCCGGAUACACACUGCUCUCCGAACGGGGAGGGAUAUCAGUGUCCAGUGGGCUUUAAGUGUGUGGAUCUGGAAGAUUAUGGACUCAGUAGACAAGAACUUGGAUACAGUGGAUUCAAUGAGCUUGGCACCAGUAUAUUCACUGUAUAUGAGGCUGCGUCUCAGGAGGGCUGGGUCUUCAUCAUGUAUCGAGCCAUCGACAGCUUCCCACGCUGGCGCUCAUAUUUCUACUUCCUCACGCUCAUCUUCUUCCUCGCCUGGCUGGUCAAGAAUGUGUUCAUUGCUGUGAUUAUCGAAACGUUUGCUGAGAUCAGAGUGCAGUUCCAGCAGAUGUGGGGAUCCCGGAGCAGCACCACGUCAACAGCUACUACACAGAUGUUUCACGAGGACGCGUCUGGAGGAUGGCAGCUCGUGGCGGUGGACGUGAAUAAACCACAUGGCCGGGCGCCUGCUUGCCUCCAGCAACUGAUGCGAUCUUCAGUUUUCCACAUGUUCAUCCUCAGUAUGGUGGCUGUUGAUGUGAUUGUAGCUGCGAGCAAUUACCACAGAGGUGACCAUAAACUCACCAAUGAUGAGUUCUACCUGGCUGAGGUCGCCUUCACUGUGCUGUUUGAUUUGGAGGCUCUGCUGAAAAUCUGGUGUUUGGGCUUCACUGGAUACAUCAGUUCAUCGCUGCACAAGUUUGAGUCGCUGCUUGUAGUGGGCACCACCUUGCACAUCUACCCUGACCUUUACCACUCGCAGUUCACCUACUUUCAGGUUUUGCGAGUGGUCCGUCUAAUAAAAAUCUCCCCUGCACUAGAGGACUUUGUGUACAAGAUCUUUGGUCCAGGGAAGAAACUGGGCAGUCUAGUGGUGUUUACUGCCAGUCUGCUCAUAGUGAUGUCUGCCAUCAGUCUGCAGAUGUUCUGCUUUGUGGAGGAUUUGGAUCGUUUCACCACAUUUCCACGGGCGUUUAUGUCCAUGUUCCAGAUUCUCACGCAGGAGGGCUGGGUGGAUGUCAUGGACCAAACACUGGUGGCUGUGGGACAGAUGUGGGCUCCGGUGGUGGCCAUAUACUUUAUUCUGUAUCACCUUUUUGCCACACUGAUCCUUCUGAGUCUUUUUGUUGCUGUUAUUUUGGACAAUCUUGAGUUGGAUGAAGACCUGAAAAAGUUAAAACAGCUGAAGCAGAGUGAAGCCAAUGCUGAUACAAAAGAGAAACUUCCUUUGCGACUGCGAAUCUUUGAGAAGUUCCCCAAUCGACCGCAGAUGGUGAAAAUCUCCAAGCUGCCUUCAGACUUCACUGUGCCCAGAAUCAGGGAGAGUUUCAUGAAGCAGUUCAUCGACCGACAGCAGCAGGACCCUAGCUGUCUGUUCCGUCGCCUUCCCUCAGCAUCAUCCUCGUCUUGCGACCAUUCCAAACGCUCUGCCAUUGAGGAUAAUAAAUACAUAGAUCAGAAGCUACGAAAGUCAGUAUUUAGCAUCCGGGCUCGCAACCUAAUGGAAAAGGAAAUCACUGUCAACAAAAUUUUGCGAGCCUGCACCAGGCAGCGCAUGCUGAGUGGCUCAUUUGAGGGUCAGCCAACUAAAGAGAGAUCCAUUCUCAGUGUCCAGCAUCACAUCCGCCAAGAACGCCGGUCCCUCAGACAUGGCUCUACCAGCCAGAGAAUCAGCAGAGGGAAAUCCUUGGAAACACUCACUCAGGACCACUCCAGCACGGUCCGCUACCGUAAUGCCCAGCGGGAGGACAGUGAAAUCAAGAUGAUACAAGAGAAGAAGGAGCAGGCUGAGAUGAAACGAAAAGUCCAAGAGGAGGAACUUCGGGAAAACCAUCCAUACUUUGACAAGCCACUCUUCAUCGUUGGUAGAGAGCAUCGAUUCAGAAACUUUUGCCGAAUGAUUGUUAGAGCCCGUUUUAAUGCGUCAAAUACGGAUCCCAAUACAGGCGCAGUGAACAGCACAAAAUACCAUCAAUUAUAUGAUUUGCUGGGCUUGGUAACCUAUCUGGACUGGGUGAUGAUCGUGGUCACUAUCUGCUCUUGUAUUUCCAUGAUGUUUGAGUCUCCUUUUACUAGAGUCAUGCAUGUCCCAACCCUGCAGAUUGGAGAAUAUGUGUUCGUCAUCUUUAUGAGCAUUGAGCUGAACCUGAAGAUUAUGGCAGAUGGCCUGUUCUUCACUCCCACUGCAGUCAUCCGAGACUUUGGCGGCGUCAUGGACAUCUUCAUCUACUUAGUAAGUUUGAUCUUUUUAUGCUGGCUGCCAAAUAAUGUGCCCCCUGAGUCUGGUGCCCAGCUCCUCAUGAUGUUACGUUGCUUCCGGCCACUGAGAAUCUUUAAACUGGUGCCCCAAAUGAGGAAGGUGGUUCGAGAGGUCCUCAAGGGUUUCAAAGAGAUUUUUCUGGUCUCUAUUCUUCUCCUGACACUAAUGCUGGUGUUCGCAACCUUCGGGGUGCAACUCUUUGCUGGAAAACUUGCCAAAUGUAAUGAUCCUCAUAUUUCUAGCAAGGAUGACUGUCACGGCAUCUUUAGAAUCAAUGUGAGCAUUUCAAAGAACCUGAAUUUGAAGCUCAAGGAUGGGGAGAAGAAACCAGGAUUUUGGGUGCCAAGAGUUUGGGCAAACCCUCGAAACUUCAAUUUUGAUAAUGUGGGCAAUGCCAUGCUGGCUCUGUUUGAAGUGUUGUCGCUGAAGGGUUGGGUGGAGGUGAGAGAUGUCAUCAUUCACAGAGUAGGACCGAUUCAUGGUAUCUACAUCCAUGUCUUUGUGUUCUUGGGAUGUAUGAUCGGACUCACCCUUUUUGUUGGCGUUGUCAUUGCCAACUUUAAUGAAAAUAAGGGCACUGCUCUGUUGACUGUGGAUCAGAGGAGAUGGGAAGAUUUAAAGAGUCGACUCAAGAUUGCUCAGCCCCUCCACCUCCCUCCACGUCCAGAAAAUGGUGGAUUUCGUGCAAAGAUGUAUGACAUCACCCAACAUCCCUUUUUCAAGCGAGGGAUUGCUGUGCUGGUUUUAGCACAGUCUGUCCUCCUGUCGGUUAAGUGGGAUGAGCUUGGCGCAGUUACGUUUCCCUUGGCCACAAUGUCAGUGGUUUUCACUUUCAUUUUUGUUUUGGAGGUGACUAUGAAGCUGAUAGCCAUGUCACCAGCUGGAUACUGGCAGAGCAGGAGGAACAGAUAUGACCUACUCGUCACAUCCCUCGGGCUCAUAUGGAUCAUUCUGCACUUCGCUUUACAGAAUGCUUACACAUACAUGAUGGGCACCUGUGUGAUAGUAUUCAGAUUUUUCACCAUAUGCGGAAAGCAUGUGACGUUAAAGAUGCUUCUGCUUACUGUGGUCGUCAGUAUGUACAAGAGUUUCUUCAUUAUCGUGGGCAUGUUUUUGCUGCUGCUGUGCUACGCUUUCGCCGGCGUCGUUCUUUUUGGCACCGUCAAAUACGGAGAGAACAUUAACAGACACGCAAACUUCUCCACCGCAGGGAAAGCCAUCACCGUACUUAUUCGAAUAGUCACAGGUGAAGACUGGAAUAAGAUCAUGCAUGACUGCAUGGUGCAGCCGCCGUUCUGCACCCCAGACAAACAUCGCUACUGGGAGACGGACUGCGGCAACUACGCUGGAGCCCUCAUUUACUUCUGCUCCUUCUAUGUCAUCAUCGCUUACAUCAUGCUCAACCUGCUCGUAGCCAUCAUUGUGGAGAAUUUCUCUUUGUUCUACUCCACCGAAGAGGACCAGUUGCUAAGCUACAACGACCUGCGUCACUUCCAGAUCAUCUGGAACAUGGUGGAUGACAAGCGGGAGGGAGUGAUUCCGACCUCUCGGGUGAAGUUUCUGCUCCGUCUGCUGAGAGGUCGUCUGGAAGUGGAUCUGGACAAAGACAAGCUUCUCUUUAAACACAUGUGUUAUGAGAUGGAGCGUCUGCACAAUGGAGGAGACGUCACCUUUCAUGAUGUACUGAGCAUGCUGUCGUAUCGUUCAGUUGAUAUCCGCAAGAGUCUUCAGCUGGAGGAGCUGUUGGCAAGAGAGCAGCUUGAAUACACUAUAGAGGAGGAAGUGGCCAAACAAACCAUCCGCAUGUGGUUGAAGAAGUGCCUGAAACGCAUCAGAGCCAAACAGCAGCAGUCAUGCAGCAUCAUCCUCAGUCUGAGAGAGAGUCAACAGCAAGACCUGCGGCGGCUGCUCAACCCCCCCAGCAUCGAGACCACCGUCCCCAGCGAAGACACCAACACACACAACCAGGACAAUCCCACCCAGCCUGAGCAGAACAGCGGCCUGCAGACGUUACUGAGCCCCACUCUGUCAGACCGCAGUGGAUACAGACAGGACUCUGCUGACCGACCCCAGAGGAAGCUGGGACAGUGGAGACUUCCUGCAGGCCGCACAAGCGUGAAGUCCAUGGUGUGUAAGAUGAACCCGGUGACUGACGAGGCGUCCUCAGGCUCUGAAGUUAAGAAGUGGUGGACGCGUCAACUGACUGUGGAAAGUGAUGAAAGUGGAGACGACCUCAUUGAUAUCUGAAGCUUAAAGCCGCUCUAAUGUUGUUGUAUUAGACCGAUGUAGGUGUUCCUACUCUGCAUUAAACUGAUACAGUUCACCCAAAAUGAACGUUUGCUCAUCCAGCUGUUUGAGUUUCUUUCUUCUGUUGAACCAAAAGAAGAGACACUGAAGAAUGCUGAAAAAUGGAUGUUGAUGGCUGCUUUUUACCCCCAACAUUCUUCUGAAUAUCUGUUUUGUGUUCAACAGAAGAGAGAAAUUCAUAAAAGUUUUCAAUCACUGGAGCAUGAGUAAAUGGAGAGGACAUUUUCAUGUUGAGGUGAACUACAGCAUCUCCUGCACCCAAUCAAACCACUUUGCUUAAUUAAAAACUUACAGUAAUUACUGGUUUCAUCCAUGCUAAUGCUCACUCUACAGUGUUGGAAAUUUCUCAGUGAGCAUAGAAAAAUGUGUGAUGAACGAGCAGCUGAAAUGCGUCCUCAGGAAGUUUAUGUAACGUAAUUUAAGAGUCUAAUAAUCUAGAUUUAAUGGUUAGGCAUGCGACGCACCUAACCGAAGCCAUAGCGUUCUCUCUGUUUGUCUUUGUGCCAACGUCAUUUGUCUUUAUUACAUGGGAGUUUGUAAGUUCCAUGAUUAUCUUGUGUUGUACACUGUGGGCUUACGGCUCAUCAAAUGCAAACACUUGCAGACGUUACUGCGUGGCAAGACAGUGAAUGUAAGUGUACUAUUAUGUGUGUCUUUGUGAUUGUGACUUUUCCAGACGAUUUAAAUAUUAUAAGAUGCAUAAGUUAUAAUUGAAAUAAUAUAUUGAAAUACUCUACUUAAUAUAUUUUGUAAAAAUGACAAUUGCAGCAGUUUAUUGCGUGCUUUUAAAUUAAAAGUGUGAUAUUAGCAGAA
Danio rerio (zebrafish) is the source of this 6344-nucleotide messenger RNA. The record is from RefSeq and is a predicted model, not a curated record. NCBI's taxonomy places the organism in Eukaryota, Metazoa, Chordata, Actinopteri, Cypriniformes, Danionidae.